CAACUGUGUGCGCAGUACCUUAAGCAUCCCGCGCUUUUUCAUCAGUCAUUUGGAAAAAACUGACAAUUAAAUGCAUUAAAUGUUUAUUUGUUGUUUAUUUUCUAUUUGAAAAAUUUAAUAAUCUUUUCUUGUAUUUAAUAAUGGAUAAUUCAGUGGAAAAUUCAGAAAAUCUCUGGCCUGAGGAAUUUGCGGAACUUAAAACUAUUGAAGAAUCGUUAACAUGUGGAAUAUGCUACGAAUAUAUGCAAACAGCAGUGAUGACUCCUUGUUCACACAAUUAUUGCACCCUGUGCAUAAGGAGAUAUCUCAAUUUCAAAAACGAGUGUCCCGCUUGUUUCAAUCAAGUUCAUGACACCGAUCUCCGAGUGAAUAGAAGUUUGGAUAAUAUUAAACAAAGUUUUUUAAAGGUACGCGAGAAUUUGAAAUUAUGCAUGAAAGGACUUCCAACGAGACCGUCACUCGAACGUCGAGGGACAACAGAAAAUCUAUCACCAGUAAAAUCUCGACUCAAUCAAGUAAUGUCCACUCCAAAAUCAAUUUGCAAAAGUCCCAGUAAUUUUAGAAAUGAAGAUGCCACAACACCUGUUCGGGCAAAUCGAAUAAAUCAAAUGGGCGCAGCAAGUCCUCAAACACCAUCGAAAAUUGAUUCAACAGCGCAUGGAGAAAAUAUCGAGAAGCAUUUAUUCAGUCCUGGAACUAGUGGAAUUGCGCCAAUUUUUAAUAACCCCGUACGUUUCAAAAUUGUCGGCAAAAAGGAAAAUAUUGGACCCACUGUUCCAUGUCCAGUUUGUAGUGUUAAUGUCUCUGAAACACAUAUUAAUAGACAUUUAGACGACUGUUUAAAACGACAGAAUAAUACUUCCGGACCAGUAUCACUUGAACCAAAAUUGAAGCAAAUACCAAAACUCGUUCUUAAUUUAAUGAAAGAUUCUGAAUUACGAAGAAGAUUGAAAGACUUUGGAUGUUCAACUGUUGGCGAUUCAAAAGCAUUAAAAGGACGACUUAAUAGAUUCUACAUUCUUUACAACGCUGAGCGUGACAAAACUGUUCAACGACCAAUUGCGGAAAUUGUUAAACAAUGCGAGGACGAAGAAAAAAUGGAAACGAAGGCCGUACUACCAACUACUGGAAAUGUUCUGACAUUCAGCAAGCCAAUAGUCGUCAAGCCAGUUAAGGGACAAAACGAAAAUUACUGUGAAGCCAACAAAAGCAGUUUUAACAAAUUAAUCGAGCAGGUUAGAAAACGUAAUCCAAGGAAAAAAAAAGUAACAAGUGAAGAAGAAAAAAACGAAUUAUCAUCACUCUAUGAAGAUCUCGUUGCCGAAACAGUAGCAAAUGUAUCAAACGAUUCAGAUUCAGGAACUUCCGGUCAUCAGCAAAGAUAUUCAAAUGACGGACAAACAAUAACUGAAUCUGAUUCGAAUAUAGAAAAUGACAAAAUUAUUAAUUUAGUAGAUGAGGACGAUACAAAUUAUGAGGAGAAAAAUAAUUUACAGGCUGAUAUGCAAUUUUCUUCAUUACUGGAUGACUCAUCGAAUGAUUCAGAAAGUAAUACUGUUUUAAAUCUUUAUGUAAAUAAACAAAUAGCCGCAAAUUUGAAUGAUGAAAUUUCAAAUAAUGUUAGAAGAAAUUUUAUUAAUUCACCGGAGAAAAGUGACAAUUCAGCGAGGAAAAUAUUUAAAAAGCCAAGAAUAUCGAAACCUUGUGUUGAAAAUAAUAUUCAAGAGAUUGAUAGACUUUUAGAGAGUAUUGACAAUGAUGAGGAGUUGAAAGAUAUUUCCUUAAAUAUGACCAGUGAGAGUGUCGAGUCAAAUACAAGUAAGGUUGCUGAGAACGAAGAGAACUUGAAUGAUUCCGAAAUGAAUGAAAAGGAAAUGAAAAUGAAUUUGGAUAUAAGUACAAAGCAAAUUGAAUCAGACAUUAAUAAUGAAGAAGAAUAUGAAUCAGAAAUUGAUAAGAGUUAUGAUGAAAAUUUUUUAAAUAAAAAAGCAUCCGACAAAGAAAAUGAACCGAACAAUGAAGAUGUUGAUAAUGUAUUUCAUAGACCAUUAAGAAAACGUGGUCGUCCACGUAAAUAUUCUCCCAGUGAAGAAAAUACGCCAACAAAAUUAAAUCGUCAUUUAGAAAAUGCUUAUAAUGAAACAGCAAUUUAUCAAGUUGCUCUCGAUGGUUCAAUAGAUGAAGUUGUAUCAUCGCCAGAAAAAAUUUUAAAACGACGAAAAAGAAAAGCCCACAAUAGCACUGAAUCAGAAUCAGAACCAGAAACACCAACAAGAAUUUUGCGUAGACGACAUAUUCAAACACCGACGAAAAAUUAAUUUUUAAAAAUCUUUUUCUAUUUAUCCUAACUUAUUGAAAAAAAAAAAAAUUUCUACGAAACAAGGGGUAAAUAUUCUUUAAAGAGAAAGAAAACUUGACGAACUAUUUUUCGUAUAUUUUUUUUU
Messenger RNA from Leptopilina heterotoma, 2444 nucleotides. Its product is annotated as E3 ubiquitin-protein ligase RAD18-like. Gene Ontology annotation, biological process: DNA damage tolerance; protein monoubiquitination. The record is from RefSeq and is a predicted model, not a curated record. NCBI's taxonomy places the organism in Eukaryota, Metazoa, Arthropoda, Insecta, Hymenoptera, Figitidae. Gene Ontology annotation, cellular component: Rad6-Rad18 complex; nucleus. The transcript has 7 exons. Gene Ontology annotation, molecular function: ubiquitin protein ligase activity; single-stranded DNA binding. Bases 141 to 2318 code for a protein of 725 amino acids.